Molecule: messenger RNA, 719 nt
Organism: Jatropha curcas
Lineage: Eukaryota; Viridiplantae; Streptophyta; Magnoliopsida; Malpighiales; Euphorbiaceae
Product: small nuclear ribonucleoprotein SmD3b
Biological process (GO): RNA processing; spliceosomal snRNP assembly
Cellular component (GO): spliceosomal complex
Molecular function (GO): RNA binding
Source: RefSeq, a predicted model, not a curated record
CCCACGACAGGGAAAAAACAGUGAGGUUGGGGUUAAUUAGGGUUUUGCUCAGGGAGAGAGAGUAAAAGAGAAGAGCGAGCCAUGAGCAGGAGCUUAGGGAUACCGGUGAAGCUGCUACAUGAGGCCUCUGGGCACGUAGUUACGGUGGAGCUUAAGAGCGGAGAGCUUUACAGAGGAAGCAUGGUGGAGUGCGAGGAUAAUUGGAACUGCCAGCUCGAGAACAUUACCUACACUGCUAAGGAUGGGAAGAUCUCACAGCUCGAGCAUGUUUUUAUAAGAGGCAGCAAAGUGAGGUUUAUGGUCAUACCAGAUAUGUUAAAGAAUGCUCCUAUGUUCAAGCGGCUGGAUGCUAGAAUCAAGGGUAAGAGCACAUCACUUGGAGUUGGCCGGGGUAGAUCUGUUCAAUUGCGAGCUAAAGCUCAAGCUGCUGGCCGCGCAGCACCUGGUAGAGGCGCUGUACCACCAGUGAGGAGGUGAUGCUUGCCUAUGGUGUGAUUUAGAGCUAUUCUAUAUCUCAGUUGCCUAAGUAAUCAAUUAGGAUCCCUGCACUUGCUAUCCUCAAACUCGGUGUAAUUUUUGUAAUGGGAAGAAAUGGAAUCUAUCAUUGCCUGGAAUGUAAGUGACUGUCAUAUACUUGUACGAAUGAAUGUAGUUGACUUGAAUAUCUAUCCGUUUCUAUAUGCCAAAUGUCUGCAGUGCGAAUCAUGUUUGUGCAUGUU